AAAAGAUAAAAAGAAAGAAACGCAAGCGAAACGAAACGAAAGAGCGCAAGGUGGGAACCCAGAAUAACGAACGAUAGAAAAGGGCGACAGGGAAAAAUGAGCGACUAGAAAAACAGGAGUGUAAAAAUACGAACACUUUGACCAAAAAGGAAAGACAUCAACAACAACAACAACUACGACAACAACAACGACAACAAAAUGUUAUAUAUCGCCAAAGAAGCUCACAAUUAAAAUAGUUUUCAUUUGGAUAAAUGCUAUAAAAUCGUAUUGGCAGCCGUUUAACCCGCCACGCUUUUUAUGCGUAUGCGUCUGUGUGUGUUUGUUGUGUGUGCGUGUGUGUGUCUAUGUGUGGGUGUGGGACUAUGUGUUUUUAUAACGUCGCCUAAAUUUGCAGCAAGCAGAAACAAUAACAAAAACAACUCAUCGUUUGCAAGUGAGAACAGAGAGAAAGAAGCUGGAGCCGGAAAAUCAACUUGUAGUUGCACUGACAACACAACCUAUCAACAACAACAACUUUAGCAGCAACAACAACAACAACACCAAACGCUUGAUCCUAUUUCACGCUUCUCGCCUCGCCAUCAGUCCCUGUCGCACUUGCAGAACUUGCAUACGAUCCGGCAUUGCUACGUCAUCGUUAUCGUCAUCGUCAUCGUGACAUCAACUACUACGACUGCUACUACUGGACUUUUAGCCAUCAUCAAAAGCAACAAAACGGAGACGCCAACUGACGUCGCCACAACAACAACAACAAAUACAAAAUGCCCAAAUGCGAUGUGAAAACCCGCUACAUUCCGGCGACUUUUGCAUGGAUUGUGUUGUUACUGACAACAUUUCUUUUCUUCUUUUACCCCUGUCAGUACUAUGUGAAAACACAUCCGUGGGUGUUGGCCUAUCAGGGCGUUAUCACAUUCUUUGUUUUGGCUAAUUUCACGCUGGCGACAUUUAUGGACCCGGGAAUUAUACCCAAAGCCUCUCCCGACGAAGACUGCGAAGAGGAGUUCCGUGCACCUCUUUACAAGAAUGCAGAAAUUAACGGCAUCACUGUAAAAAUGAAAUGGUGCGUCACAUGCAAGUUUUAUCGCCCGCCUCGCUGUUCACACUGCUCCGUCUGCAAUCAUUGUAUAGAGACAUUCGAUCAUCACUGUCCCUGGGUAAACAACUGCAUUGGGAGACGGAAUUACCGGUUCUUCUUCUUCUUUCUUGUGUCUCUUUCCAUCCAUAUGCUGAGCAUAUUCUCGCUUUGCCUGUUUUACGUGCUAAAAGUUAUGCCCAGCAUCAAACAAACGGCGCCCAUUGUCGCUAUGGUUCUAAUGGGUCUCGUCACAGUGCUGGCGAUACCAAUAUUUGGCCUUACUGGAUUCCACAUGGUGCUGGUAUCACGGGGUCGCACCACAAACGAACAGGUGACAGGCAAGUUCAAAGGCGGUUACAAUCCCUUCUCUCGUGGCUGUUGGCACAACUGUUGCUACACACAGUUCGGACCGCAGUAUCCUAGCCUGCUGAAGCCUAAGAAGUAUGCAUCACGACGAUCUCAGACGCAAAAUCAAGCAAUAAGUACUAUAUGCAACGAUCGGACCAAUCAACAGACCAACUCCGGUAGCGGAACCGGAGGCAAUGGUAGCACAGCUGUCGGUGUCGACAGUGGCAUGCGCGGCACUUCGGUACAAUAUUCACCCCGCUCCUACUACGAUACGGGUCGGAAGAAGCGUGGAAUUCAGGUAAAGACUUAUAUGGCCGAGGGCAAUGGUUAUAAUCAACGGUCGGGCAGCACAACGCUUUAUAGUAAGCUGUCGCCAGGGCGUGAGUGCUCCGACACGGACUUGGAUGCGCCACCAGCCUCACAGAGUCAAGACUGCGAACCGACACCGCCACUUCAGCGCCACAACUCUAGCAACUUUUACCUUCCCCAAGUAAGUGACACGGUGCCGGGUAUUAACAUGAGUAAUAUAAAUAUAAACAAUGGAAACAUUGCAAGCGGCGCGGGUGGUGCGCCCAAUUCGUCGCAGGUUAGUGGUAGUGGUGGUGGCGACUCCCCACGUCACUUACGCAUGUAUCAUCCACGCCAUAGUCCGCAUGCGCGGCCCAGGGGCCUAGACCCACAGCGAGGCUACACGAGCGAUGCACUUUCGCCCGACAAUCCAGGUGGUUACGUUGUCAGUGGCGCUAUCAACAGUCAGCAGGGCAUAACAGUAGCACAAAACCAGCGUAGUGGGAACACAACGGCCACGCCCACCAUGCAACAACGAAUUAAGCCCUUGGGCGUGGCAACACCACUUGUCGUAGCUAGUCCAGUGAGAAGAUCCAAUCCGGGAACCCCAACGCAACCGAGACGCCCCGACUUUAUAGGCCUCAAUGCGCAGGCAGCGCAACAACAACAGCAACAGCAAGCGGCUGCUGCAGCUGCCUACUAUGAGUAUACAAGCGGACUACCGCCACAACAUCCCCAGGCUCCGACCAUUCAACAGCAACAGCAGCUCUUGCUGCAACAGCAGCAGCGUGUUAUGCUGCAGCACCAGCAACAAGCACUGCAACAGCAGCAACAAUCGUUGGCGCAGACCGCUUAUGGUGGCAGCCCGCAGCGUCGGUUUCUCUCUGAGGGAGAGCUCGUCAGACAGGGUACCGGUGGCGGAGAACUCUCUUACGCGCGCUCUAACAACACUGUUGACAACAUACGAGAGCUGGCUGGCAGUCCGCAGCGUGGCGUCUACAUGUGGAAGGACACCUCACCCGGCUUUACUGCUGGUGUCCAGACUUCCGUUAGUAUUGGCAGUAGUGCGGGCACACUGUCAAGCAGCGGUAAUAUAGGCGGUGUCAUGCAGAACGCUCAGUAUAUAACAGCCGGCGGAGCCGCCCAUCCACUUAUUAUGACUCACUCACGCCUGCACGACUAUGUCAAUCAACAACAACAACAACAACAACAGCAGCAGCAGCAGCAGCAACAACAACAACAGGCCGCCGUAGCGGCAGCCGCCUCAUAUCAUCGGUCGAAUCCCACAAGCCCCACAACCAUGCCACAGACUUCCGCCGCUCAAACAUAUGUACUUCGGUACGGCGGCGGCGGUGGCACUGGGGCAACUGCAGCAUCCGGAAGCUGUGGCAGCAUUGCCAAUAUUCCAGCUACCAGCAAUGCCAGUGCUGGCGCUGGCAGUGGUGGUGGUGUUGGGGGUUAUCAGCCACAGCUACGCGGCGGAAUACCUGUAUUUCCGCCUAACCCGCUAGGGGGUGUAAGUGUGAGCAAUGCGGCUGGUGGAAUGCAACAGCAGCCGUCACCUCAGAUCAAGCGCAAACAGACUCCCACCCGACCAAUGAGCUUUGUGCGCGCCCUUGAGAUGACCGACUCUAUGGAGAUGCAGACGCUCGAGCAGCAGCAGCAGCAAGCGCAGCAAGCCGCGACGAUGGUACUCAAUAAUGGAGGCCUGAACAGCGGUGUGCCAUCGAGCCUGGCACAACAGAAUGCGGCUGUAGCAGCUGGACGCAAAGCGGCAGCCGUGGCUGCAACCAAUGCCACAGGCACAUCCGAUCGCGCCAGCAUUUACGAUAUGAACUACGAGAUCUCCGUAUAACCCGUGGUUGUGCCUGUUGUCGUAAUGCCACCCGCUUCAGCAGUCGCCGCGGCACCGGCGACGUCCGCCGCCUUAUACGCAAAUCAACAUCAUCAACAGCAAAUCUAUUUGCAACGCCCUAUAAUAAGUGAUGGUGUGAAACCGCCGGCCGUUUCCGUGUCUAUGCCUGUGUCCGUGCCCGUGCCCAUUCUAUCCACUACAAUGCCCAGCAAUGGGAUCAACCAGAGUCACCUCAACAUCAGCAAGAUUCCAAACAAGCGAAAGUUCUCCACUUUCUUCUGAAGCAGUCAAGUGUUCCCCCAAGUUUUGUAUAUAAUAUCCAUGAUUAAGUUUUCUACCGCAUGCAAGUUUGCUUAUCUUGGGCGCUGUUCGCUUUUAACAUUGUUUUUAUUUCAUUAAUAUUUUUAUUUUUUUUUUAUUCAGUUUUGAUAAUUAAUUUCAAUAUUUUAAAAUUUAAAUUAAACUAUAGUUAUUAUACACAGUAUAUAAUAACUUAGAUAUUGGUAACACAAGAUUUCGAUGGUGUUUUUGAAAAGUUUGAAGUGAAUCGAAAUUGCAGGAAGUCGAAAGCAGUUGGCAGCACUGUAUUAACAAUAAAUAGAGAGCUACUUGUUAGCGAUUAUUUUGUUAAUGCUUUUAUUCGGUUUUUUACGCAUUAGACAGAAAAACUCGAUGUGCUUUUAAUAUUUUAAAUUAAUGAACUAAGUUAGAUUCACGACACGCCCACAAUUGAGCAAAUGCAUGCGUAUACACAUGUAGCUUAUCCAAUUGUACACGAAAGUAAAACAAUAUAUACUACUCGUAUAUAGUACUUUAAUAUUUAUAUUUAUAUACGUAGGCAUUGCAAUCAACUCCAAGAUAGAACAAUUCUGGUCGGAUUCAAGAUCGAGUAUAAUAAGCUACCUACAUAUAACUACAAACGUGCUACUACACCUAAUCAAAAGCGCCGAAAUUUUUUGACAACCGUAUCGAAGAGAUUACAAAUUGUACACAUUUGACUUCUAAGUAGUAUAUACUAAUUGCAGUGCAUAAGUUUGUUAUGUAUAUAUGUAAUUUGUCAUAUAUGCACAUGCAUGCAUCAUGCACAUGACAUAUAUGUACGUAUAUAGGGAAUAAUUGCAUACAUACAUACAUAUGUACAUACAUACAUACAUACAUACAUAACAAUAAAAUUUGCCAAAUGGCGUAAUCAGCCAUAAAAAGGCAAGCAAAUCAAAUUGAAAGGAGAUUUUUCUUUAAUUCUUGAUUCUGUGUCUUUAAAUAUCGUCCACACUUCAAUGUAUUUUGUAUAUAAGUGUAUAAUUAUGUCUUUAUGUAACGUGUAUACAUCACGUAUUAUGUUAAGGCCCAACUGUUUCAGCCAAGCAUUUAGUUGUUGUCGUCACAAGGUAUAAUAGAACUGUAACACACGCGUGACACCCGUACUUAUAUUUUAGACUUUGUUGUUAUGUUUUUAAGUCAACUUAGUGUUUAUUUUGUGCUCUGCCACUUGUUAAUAACACCAAUACUACCAUUGCGAGCGACUCUUCCACACCCAAUAAAUCAAAAUGCGUCCCCAUUUUAAGGCUAACAUUGCUGGUCCCAGUCCCGUAUUCAAUAACUCACCAAAUGUUUAGCAAAAUUCAAUUGAAGUCUAUUGUAACGAUCUGUAUUUUAGUUUGCAAUGAUAACCGAAUAAAAUGCAACAAAUUGAAUAGAUUUAAUGAUUGUAAUAACGCUAGCUACAUGUAAUUAUUGGAGUGUUCACACGCACAAGGAUAGGACCCAUACUCGUACAACGUACAGGGACAACAGGUAUUCAGCUCUACCGUGUACGUGUGCAACACAAAAACAAGGCAAAACAAUACGAAAAUUAAUAGACGAAAAAAAAAAUAAUUUAGAGUAUUUAUUGUAAGUGUUUUUUGCUAACAAAAAAAUGUUGAAUUGAAACAAAGCGAACAUUAAAAACACUUUAGCGAGAGACAUAUGUACACGCAUAGUUAUGCAUACGAAUGUAUAUUAAAUAUAUGAAAUGUAAUUGAAACUGCAAAAAUGUGUAAAAAACAAAUGUUUUAGAUUUUUAUAUCAAAUUUAAUUAAUGACAAACCAUGUUGUUUAAAAAAUUUCUAUGUUUUUGUAUUUGCCGAACGCUACAUUUAGUAAGGCAGUCAACGCAAAGAUACUCAAAGAGUAUCUGAAUAGAUGA
This is a messenger RNA of Drosophila innubila, 5748 nucleotides long. RefSeq names its product palmitoyltransferase app (gene Zdhhc8). Gene Ontology annotation, molecular function: palmitoyltransferase activity. NCBI's taxonomy places the organism in Eukaryota, Metazoa, Arthropoda, Insecta, Diptera, Drosophilidae. Bases 759 to 3563 code for a protein of 934 amino acids. The transcript is spliced from 10 exons. Gene Ontology annotation, biological process: protein palmitoylation. The record is from RefSeq and is a predicted model, not a curated record.